AUGUGAUUGGCUGUUGUAUGCAGUGUUUACAGUCAUGAGUCAUGUGUUGGACCGCGAAAUGCAGAUAACUUCAAACUGACUUUUAUCAGUCAACAUGGCGCUUCAAAGUCCCAUUGCGGGAUUAAAAACCAUAACUGGUUACAUUUUACCAGAAGAACAAGCUGUCCAGCCAAACAAAGACGAUGGUUUAGAAAGUGAAGAUGAAGAGGAGGAAGGACAGCCUGAAUUUCUGGACAUGAAGGAGAUGAACUCGGUGUCAUCUGGGGGAAACAUGUUCAAAUCUUUAGUGCCAACAUCAAAAGAAGUGUCAAUUCUGGUUGGUAAAAAGACAUACAAGGUUGAGGGCCGAUUCCCCCUCUGUGACCCCUGGUGGGAAGUAACCUGUACAAUUCGCCUAGGCCGACUCAAGGCAUUUGUUAAAGGCUACCCUUUCUAUCGACUCCGCACUCAUCUGAAAUCAGAGGGUCGGUCACUCUUGUCUCUUUUUCUCACCGCAUGUAAGGCACAAGCUGAUCAUGUUAAAAUGUUUAUGGACUGGUUGCCCACUGACAGACGUGUGGAGCUUGUUAAUGUGCUGGACGUCCUGCAGGAGUUUGAAGAUUCCUCACUUGAGCAUGAAGCUGUGGCUCAACAGCUCAAGUCAAGUGUCAAUUGUUCAGUUGUUUGGACGCACGUAAAAGCUGCCAGCUUGUACCCUGGAAUCAUGAAAUAUCUGCCAACUUUGCUGCCAGGCCAGUAUCUGGACAUUAUAAAAAGAGCAAGAAUAGAAGAUAUUCCAGAAACUUCAGCAAUGGAUGAAGACCCUCAAAACGAGCAGAGAAAAACAAAUGUAUUGUCCAAACUUGAGGAGCUAAUAAAUACUAAUAAUGUGUGGAAGCUGGGCUUCAACUAUAUCAUGUUUAAGGAAUUGCAUCUGAUCAGGUGUGAAGCAAAACUUGAAGCCUUCAAGCUGUGCGAUUUGUUUUCAGCUAUCCCGCUUCUUCAGCGUAACGCGUUGAUUUUAUAUGCAGAACUGAAGAAACACUGCAGAGUCACCGGAAGCACUUACAUAACUCAGGAGAUGCUUGUGGACAAAAUAUUUUCUGAAACCGGGGCGGAUGGUGCCUGGGCAGCUCUGCACUUCCUUGUGACACAGGGGGUGCUGAUGAAGGAGAGCACCAAGGUUGCACUUCGAAACCUGCUGAAGUAUGAGAAAGGAAUUGCAGAAUGUUUGACAGGCCUGGUUCAAGGAGACCCUUGGAAAAUCCACCUGGAUGUCAAGGAGGUUCUCCGUGAAGCUCAGAUAAAAAGAUUAAGAGCAAAGGCUUGUGAAAAACACAAUGCAACUAUGAAAUCAAAGGAUGAUGCAAACACAUCUGCCUCCGCAGCAGAAAAUUCCACCGCUGUGUUUGAGCAGUUAGGCAUUGAUUUAGACCAGCCUGGUACUUCAAGCAUGGUCCACAAUGGAGAAACACCAUCAUGUGAUGAUUCUGAAAAUACAACGCUCACUAUUAAAGAGGAAAAUCUCACAUCAGACUCUGACUCAGAUUUGGACAUUGAUCCCAGUACGAUAGAGUUGGAUUGUGAUCAGGUGCGGGCAGCCGAAAUGAUGUGUGCAAAUCCGGUUACAGUGAUCAGUGGGAAAGGGGGUUGUGGGAAAACCACAGUGGUCAGCCUGGUGUUUAAGGCGGCCAUGGAGCAGCAGACAAGCGACUUGGAGGAGGUGCAGAAGGCCUGCGAGGACUUUCAGAAUGACUCUCAUGGCUCUAGUAAUGGGCUGGCGUUGGAUGUGCACGAGGAGAAAAACCAUAGCGAGAAGAGCAUCAGUAAUGAAAAAUCUGUGGAAGUUCUCCUCACUGCUCCUACAGGCAGAGCUGCUUCACUUCUCACUAAAAGAACUGGGUUCACUGCUUACACCAUGCACCAGGUGUUAUGGAGUUUCAUGACUGUAGAUAAGGAUCGAAGUGGGAAUCCACAGGACUGGAAGUUCUCAAAGGUUCGGGUGCUGGUGGUUGACGAGGGAAGCUUGGUUUCUGUUCAGAUCCUUCACUCCAUUCUUAGCAUGCUUACCAAACACGCACAACUCCAGAAGUUCAUCAUUUUGGGUGAUGUGCGGCAGUUGCCCAGCAUUGAGCCUGGAAACACACUAUAUGAUCUGUUUGAAGGUCUCAGAAGAGUCCGCUGGGCUAUUGAGAUGAGGACCAAUCAUCGAGCCGAGUCUGAGCUCAUCGUCAGAAAUGCUGGACUCAUCUCUGAGAUGGGUAAAAAAAAGUAUUACAAGCCUCUGGACUUUGAUGCCACCAUAGACAUGACAAACCCCUCUGCAGUGCCAUCCGACAAAAGAUUCAUUUUUAUCAAAAUCAGUUCGGACAAUUUUUCUUUUGACCUCCAGGAAGCCAUCUUGUUCCUACUUAAGGAAGCUCCUGGGCUGAAAGAUCAUAUAUUGUCACAGUUUGUGGCUUUUCGGAGGAAGGAUUGUGAGUUAAUCAAUGAGCUUUGCUGCAGACAUUAUUCAAACCAUACCACAAAAACUGCCAAGAAAACAUUCAACUUUCAGGUAGGUGAUAAAGUCUGCUGCACUAAGAAUGGCUACGUCACAGACUAUGAUAAGAAGGAGACGUCUUUGGCGGACAUCAGAGCUUCACAUAAUCGUGCUGAAAGUCAACAAGAUGAUCAGAAGAAAGAAAAGAAAGAGAAGAAAGAGCGAUUGUGCAAUGGCGAAAUUUUCUUCAUUAAAGAUGAUGUGACUAAAUCUGUCGAGAAUGAAAAAAAUAAAAUGGUGCGUCAACUGACACUCGAUGAUAAAAGCGACCGCCAGGUGACUUGUAACUACAAAGAGCUACAGAGAGAGUGUAAACUGCGCCAUUCUUGGGCAAGAACCAUUCACACCUUUCAGGGCUCAGAAGCUGAAACGAUUGUAUACAUUCUUGGAGACAGUCCUGCCCAAAACUGGCAGCAUGUUUACACCGCGGUGACUCGUGGUCAGAAGCGUGUGUAUGUGGUGGGUACAGAGUAUGAUCUAGAAGGUGCCAUCAGGAAGAGGAUCACCCCUCGUAACACACGACUCUGCGGCUUUGUCAACACUAAAGUUGGCCAACAAGACCCUUUGACUACAUCUGCCUCCACCCAGAGGCAAGCAGAGACUACCUUGAACCACAGUUUUGGGCAUUCACAAUCAACCCCAGUGGCCUCGCAAACUCCAAUCCGCCCUCAGAUGUUGUCCAGUACACGACCUUCAUGUGCAAGAAACCUCUACACUGACAAAAAUGGAGAAGGCGAUCAAACGUCCAAUAUCUCUUUGCAAGAUGACAUGGCAUUCAGUCAAGCCUACUCGUGGUCACCCAUGGACAGCUGCGAUGAGGCUGGCAGGGUGCAGAAUGAAAAUAUGACCGAAUUAUCUAAUCAUGUUGAUGAUGCUUUGUUGGCAACGCUCAGCUCAUCCCCAAAUGAAAGCAGCAGGGGAUCAAAACGCACGAUUGCUGAAGACAUCUACAGUACGCCAUCUAAACUACCAAAGCAAACUGCUUCAGAAGAGUCUCCAAUGGUCAGCUCAAGGCUGAAUCUUCUGUCCCUUUCCAGUCCUGACAUCAAAUCCAGCCGCCAGCUCUUCCAAGACGAUACACACUCUCACAGGGGUCAGCCUUAGAAUGGUCAGUCUCUGACCAGACAUGCCAAAGCUGGAACGAUAUUAAUCAGUCUAUCUGGAAUUUUCAAGAAUUAAAAAAAGUUUAGCAAUUAUUAAUUGACCUAUUUCACCCACUGUUGCUUGCAUCUAAAAAACAAUAUUUUUUAAUAUCUUGUGGUUCUUUAUAAGAGCUAUGUGAGUUCUGUGUUACCUGCCAAACUGAAUUGAAUGCAAGGAGUACAAGAUUUUUUACCAAUAUUUCAUAAAUAUCCAAGGAAAGAGUUAUAGACCAGGUUGGAAGACAACUGUUUUUUAAUAACAUCAUUUUAAAAACAGUUUUUAAACAUUUUUAGAUUAAAACUUAAGGUGCAAUUGUGUAUUUUCUGUGUUUCUAAUGGUUUAUAUUACGGUUGAAGCAAUGUUUUUCCGGACAAAACGAUUAUGUAAAGUUUAAUAACUGUAAAACCCAGAUUCAGUGCUUUGGCAGAAUUUGACUGUUAUUGAUAGCAUGUGAAUAUUUUAUAAGAUCAAUAUAUGGUUGUUUAACAUCUGCUUAAGAUCAAUUCAAUGGUUGUCAUCUGAAUAAACCAGACAAAACAGUA
This is a messenger RNA of Danio rerio (zebrafish), 4206 nucleotides long. NCBI's taxonomy places the organism in Eukaryota, Metazoa, Chordata, Actinopteri, Cypriniformes, Danionidae. The record is from RefSeq and is a predicted model, not a curated record.